AUGGCUACUGCAAAAAUGAAUCGGGGUCGCCAGAGGGUAGAUAUGGUCAAAAUGACCAACGAAAAUAAUCUGCAGGUCACGUUCUCUAAACGUCGCGUAGGUUUGUUCAAAAAAGCGAGCGAACUCUGUACCUUAACAGGGUCAGAGGUUGCUAUUGUGGUCUUUUCUCCGGGGAGCAAGGCUUACUCUUUUGGCUCCCCCAGUGUGAGUGAGAUCUUAGAGAAGUAUGAGACUCAAGUGCCUCAUUUUAUUGGUCCUCAGGGCUCAAUCGACGAGGCAAACCAGACACGUCGCAGGGCUAACGAGAUUAGCCUCAAUGAAGAAUUGAGAGCCCUGGAAGAUCACUUGGACGCCGUGAAUAAAAGGAGCAGAGAAUUUACAAAGAUGGUGAGAGGUAAUCAGAAUCAGUAUUGGUGGCAAGCUCCUAUUGAAGAGCUCAGCAUGGAACAGCUCGAGCAGCUGAAAAUUGCUUAUGAGGAGCUGGACAAAAGAGUUCAGAUUCAAGCACAAAAAUGA
Molecule: messenger RNA, 516 nt
Organism: Oldenlandia corymbosa var. corymbosa
Lineage: Eukaryota; Viridiplantae; Streptophyta; Magnoliopsida; Gentianales; Rubiaceae
Source: the annotation of a GenBank genome assembly